CGGUUGAGGUCAACAUGUGCGUGUCAUCGGUGGUUGUUAUCGCCGUGUUGUUUCUCGAGUGAAAACAUGUGAUAAAGAUAUUUGCAAGACAUCCUAACUUAAUAUCAGGCUGUAGGCCAAUGAUGCAAAGGUGUAUUCGCCGUCACGGUCUGACGCCUCUGUGUAAUUAGUAACCUAUGCGAAAGAGCAGUCAUGGACAAGAGGUGUAGAUCUCUGCUCCAGGACCUGUGUUUGUUCAGUGAACAUGGGCGUGGUCAUCUUCCGACGCUGGUGUCCAGACUGGGGGAGAUGGGAACCGCGUUGCAGCAGCCCGGCUCUGAAGGGGUUCAGCUGGUCACUCAUCUUGUGGACACCUACUUCACAUGUCUGGGAUGUUCAAAACUGUCCAAACAAAUUGAAAAGGUUCUGAGCAGUGUUCCGCCUUCCAUGGCGCCAGUGGUUGAGUCUCAGAUGACUGUCAGAGUGCAGGAACUGCUGACAAACACUGGUUUACUGCACAAAGUUAGCUGUGUUAUGGAACAGAGUAAAGUGGCAAGGGAGGUAAUUCACAGGCAUCUGUCUGACUUGUGUUGUUGCCUGCAUACAGCCAUCGACAGCAUCCUCCAUGAAGACGCCCAGCCACAGCAGGCAGCUACCAUGUACACUGUGGUCAAGAUCAGCCUACAGGUGGCACAACACUUCAGUGAGGAUCUGCGCCGUGCCGUGUGGCUGCACAACCAAGUUGAUGCUGAACAUCUCACGGAGCAUGUCUCACUACUCUUUCAAAACCUUUUGGCAGUUCUAACCUGCAGUGGCUAUUCUCCCGACGUCUAUCUCUUCGGCGGGACAUCUGUGGCCAUGUUGCUGAACCAGUCACCAGAUCCACACGCAAGUGUUGAGAGCCUCGGUCAGAUAUUCCAGGUCAUUGCUGAUGGAUCUGGGUGCUGCCACCUAGGUCAUCUUAAGAUGAAUAUUUUGAAGAUGGAUGGCCAGGAGAGCAACAGGUUUGCUGAGUUGGCGCUUAUUAGAGCUGUACUCAUGUGUUGUCGUCCAGACAUCCUGAGUCUCAGUACUGACAUCCUGCUACCUGACAAGGGAGGUAACUCAUGCCAAGUACCAGUCCGUGACAACCAACUGUUACUGAGGCUAUUCCCGAGAGUAGUGAGGCUUUGUGGUGACCAGACGUCAAAUCAGUAUCAUGCCUUUCAAAUUCUGUCCCACUGGUUCAAGAGUUUACACAAAUGCCUUCCUAUUCUACACUCAAAUCAUGACACAGUUGGUUUUACAUCUAAGGAUUCAGUAUACCUUGAGAAAACACUGAAGCUUGUGUUUCUCAACUGGGACAGUCCAGUAGAUGGCGUGGCAGUCUUUGUUUGUGAGAUAUUCCAGGCGGUGUUGUCUGUGUGGAGCUGGGAGCGGACGUACAGGGGGAUGGACAGUAACAGACUCAGCGAGGAGCUCCUGUCUCGCCUCCUGGACAUCCCGUGGUAUGCGAGGGGGAAGUACAAGCUGUUGAAGCUACUCCUGCCAUACGUAGACAUCAGAAAGCUGUUUGCUGAUGCAUGCCUGAAGGGACAUCUCCUGCAGUGUAUGGCAUCGAAUGACCUGUCACCCCCUGCUGCGGAUGUUUACAAGAGCUGUUUGCAGCAAAUAAGGAAUGUCUGUGAGGAGGAGAAUCAGCUGACUCUGUGGCGAGAGGCGUGGCUGGACGUUCUCCUGGCUGGACUCUUCAGUGAUGAACCCCUGCUGUUCAGGAAGAUGGGUGACUAUUGGAUCCCAAUGACGCUGAAGUUGCUACCGGUGUCUGCAGCGUUCCUGCUGCGUCAUGUGUGCGAGCUGAGACGUGAGAGCCUGUGUGAGGCGCGCAGAAGGCGGGCCCUGUACGUGUGGCUUGUCAUACUCCGCAGCACCAGGAACAAGGGGCUCCAGGAACAGGAUUUCAAUGUUCAGCUGCUGACCGAAGCCUUGUACUCGAGAGAUGAAGAAGUCAGAGGGGAGGCAGUCGCUUUCCUUUGUAUAACGAUGAAACAAACAGAACUGCUAACUGAGAAGGAGGUGGAUCUGCUAAAGAGUGGUCUCCCCUUGUGUCUGCGAGUAGAUUCAGCUCCUUUCCGCCAAAACCUGGCUUCCAGCAUGAAGAAACUGAUGAUCCGACUCCGUAAUGGCUGUCUGGCAGGGAUCAAGAAGAAGCAGCAGGAGAGAGAACUGGUCAGGUCCCUGGGUUUCCUUGACUGGCUGCAUGGGACGUUGAUGGACAGCUUGUUGCCCGGCGCCAGCUUCCAACGCCGUAAGACCUGCCUGGAGAUCCUGAAUGUCAUCUACGACACCCUGGUGUAUGUGCCCGGUGGGGGAACGCCGCUGAGGGGGCAGGCUCAAGAGAGGUGUGUACAGAUUGUUGACUACGCUCACCGCCUGGGUCUGUGUGAUUUCUUCUCCUGGAGGUCCAUGGUGGCCGUGUGCUCCUGUAUCACCGACGGCGCUGACGAGGUGCAGGAGUUGAGUGCGGAGCUCCUGAUGCGUUUCUUCCCGUGGUCCGCGCCCAGACAACGCGGGUACCACCCCGGGGAACUAGCUUGUCACCUUCUCCGAACUGCUAUCCAUCUCUGCAGCAGCCCGCGGCCAUACGAGACUCAGAGUGGUGCACUCAUCUGUAACAUCGUCUUUGUCAAGUAUGCCGGUGAGCAGGGGGCAGUGUUCAGCCGGGAGUCGGGAGGAGGUUUCACCUGCACACUGACAGCCUCAUCCCAGGCUCAUCCUCAGUUCCUGCAGCUGCUGCUGGGGGAGAUCCAGCAGUCUCUGGUGCUGGCCAAGACCAACCUGGUGCUGGCGUCCAGACAAAGCUCCAUUCAUGGUUUGAUACAGGCCAUUACGUUAUGUCUCAAGUCUCGGCAAGCUCAUUGUGACCUGGACCUUCCUGAAAGUCUGCUUCUGGAUCUGCUGAAGGUCAAUGUGAAGGUGAUUCAGAUGACCUUGUCAGUGACCUCUGGUGGCAAUGAGAAAGAGAGCUGCCCAUCGUUUGCAGAGCUGGGUGUUGCACUUGAUAGCCUUGUAUCGGGGGAGCGGGAGGGAGAAUCGCUGUCACUGACACCGCAGUUCCAGUUCAUGCUGUCCUGGUGCUGGGUCAACCUAAAGGAAAGCUGUACUUGUCUUGGUGAGGUCACUGCCUCUCUGGUGAGCUUCCGGACCUCGGAGAGACCGACAUGGCUGUCGGAGCUACAAGGUGUGGGCCAGAUGUAUGUACAAGUCCUCACCAGCUGUCGGAUCAGGGGUGCCAUUGAAGGCUGUCGCCAUGGGUUCCUGCGGUACUGCUCGGCACUGAUGUCCUGUGAUGAGCCCGCUCUAGCAGCCAUACCAGCAGACAUUCUGUACCAGAUAAUGAGUAGCCUGGAGAGCAACUUGAUGUCGGUGUCCGUGACUCGCAGGUCCGCGGGGCUGCCUGUCAUCGUGCAGGUCAUUGCCCAGGCUGAGCAGAGGAGGAGACAGCACCGGCUCCUGACCCAGUCAGUUGUGACUCUGUUCCGCCUGGCGUCGGCUCCCUUCAUGCCCCAGGCUGACCAGACACAGGACGUCUGCCAGGUCCACGCCCUCAACAUCCUCAAGGCGCUGUUUGGUGAUGCCACGCUGGUGCUCAGCCUCAUGCCCAGAUUCACCGAGGUCCUCCUCAUCAUCUUUGACGGGUUUGAGUCCCCAAGCUGGGCCAUCAGGAAUGCCGCUACACAGCUCUUCGGGACAAUGGUGAGUCGCAUGUUUGGCCCGCGAGGGAAGGCAGGCACCAGUCAAAAGAUGAUGACUUUCCAGGAGUUGUCUGCCCAUUACCCACACCUACCAACAGCCAUGUUGUCAAGGCUGGAGACCCCCUGUACCAACGUCGACAGUGUUGACAAUCUGCAUCCAUCUUUGUUCCUGGUGCUCACCUUGUUGGCCAGCCUUGGUCCAGAGGAGUCCCAGUCAACAGACCAGAUUGAGAGGGUGUUCAGAGAGAAGAUAUCCUUGUCGUUACAUAGUCCGGUGUAUACCCUCCGUGAGUUGUCGGCCCGAGCAGCCGUCACUUUCAUACCUCUGGACAGUGGAGAGCAGGAGGCUUUGAAACUUGUGGCGAGCCUACCAACUUCAUGUGACCAGAUUCAGGGGCACAAUCUGCUACAUGGAGCGUUACUCUGUGCAGAAAAGUUGAUUCUAAGUCGAGAAUUUAAUAAGAAGUUUAGGCACAGGUUAUUGACUGCGGUCCUAGACAAGAGCUGGAUCCACACCGAGCUGAGGCACUGCCCUCUCAUUGCUGCUAAAUAUGUGCAGAUAAUAAAACAUUUAAUACAAGACUGGGAUAGUGAAGAAAGUUUAAGAAUGUCCAUUGUUAGUUUAUUUAAAUCUACAACAGAGAGAAAACGUUCCAGCAAGUUACAGAUUGGGACUGGACUCGAAGUAAAGGAUUCAAUGUUAUGUAUUACUCAUCUUCUUCGCGACUCGCCGGGAGUUUUAACAAGGCAGUGCUGUGAUUGGCUGCAAUUGGAUGACUGUGACGUCUGCUCUGUCUGUCUCGACAUCUUACUUAAUAUGGCGGUGAGCAGCAGGACAAGCAGUGUGGACUGGACCCAGAUUCAGCGCCAUCUAUGGAUGCUGCUACAGAGAGAUGUGGGGAUCUCCGCCCUGACAGCAGCCAUGUCUCUUCUGGCAGAGAUACAUCUCCAUCAGCUGACGCCGGAACACUCCGACUUCACCAUGGACGACCUGCAUCGGGUUCAGUCCCUGUGCGGAAGUGGGUCCAGUAUUCACGCCGCUAGUAUCCAGGUGGAGGCCAUCUUGGUCAACAACACACUAAGGCUUAAACCUCCUCUUACAGAUUCCUUCAAGUCAUCAGUUCAGGAAUGGUGUCGGCGAGUUCACACCAUGAGUGAUCCUCGUCAGAACGACAGUCUGAGGUCUGCUGCAGUCAAGUCCCUGUUGGUAGCAGGGGAGACAAUCCUCGGUGUCUUUGUGAACAACAACAACAAGUCAUUACCAGAGUCCGUGCUCAACUGUGUGAUGGACUCCGUGUUCACGCUACUCGAGGAUGGGGAUGCAGACAUCAGGGACAGGGCUGCCCAGUUCGUCGGCUCUCUACACUGGGAGCAGAGACACAUACAAUUCUCCGAUGUUGACAGUAGUACCUGCCAAAAGAUGUUCUGCCAGUACAUCAGUGCCAACCUGACCUGGCCCCCCUCAGUACCCAUGUACCUCCUGAUGAAGAUCUACAACGCAGGGGAGAUAAUCCAGGCAUGCAGGAGUAACAGACUGAACACUAGGUCGGAAGUGUUGUUUGAGCAGGAGGACAGCAGCAUCCUGUCCGAGAAGCCAUUACAGCAACAGAUGUAUUACUCAGCUGUCAGGGCACUUCUCCGUGGCAGUGUAGACAUGCUACCAGCUUCCUAUGUGGCCCAGACAGCUGCUGAAAUAUUGACAGACCUCACAACUUGCAUACCAGUCUUACAGAAGAGCUUGCAAAAUGCUCCCAUCUUGAACAUCAGCAGCGACAGCAGCGUCUACUCCUCAGUUGCUGGUCUCAUCCUUGUAGCAGAUGUUGUGGUGACAGUGGCAGAUGCAGGAGUAGCUGGAGACAUACAGACAGGGCUAGCUGAACUGGGACAGAUAACAGAUCUCCAUCCUGGAUUGAGGGCCAUGUUAAACAAGCUCCUGUCCGACCAGCCCAAGUGAUGUGCUGGGGCUGCCACUGGUUUGUUUGACUUUGAAUUGAAUUAUUAAACCACACUGUUUUGAUGUCACCAUGUUACUUUGUCUCUUCGUUCUUUCAUUAAUUAUUGUGCUCACAGAUCCUUUUCGUCCUUUACAUAUUUAUAACAAUUUUAGAGACUGUAUACCAUUUAUGGGAUUUUAAAGUAUUGAUCCCUCUUAUGUGGGUUUUAUAAUGUGCCAUAGACAUAUAGUGACAUGCUUGAGUGUGUGCAUGUGCG
Haliotis rufescens (red abalone) is the source of this 5924-nucleotide messenger RNA. RefSeq names its product thyroid adenoma-associated protein homolog. Bases 193 to 5667 code for a protein of 1824 amino acids. The transcript is spliced from 35 exons. NCBI's taxonomy places the organism in Eukaryota, Metazoa, Mollusca, Gastropoda, Lepetellida, Haliotidae. Gene Ontology annotation, cellular component: cytosol. Gene Ontology annotation, biological process: tRNA methylation. The record is from RefSeq and is a predicted model, not a curated record.